GGGAAUAACCGAAAAGCUAGCCUACACUAAAGUGAUUAAAAAACUAACUAGUUGGCAAAAGUCUGUGCCAUUCUGUAGCAUCACUAGUUAUGUUUCACUUUUGAGAAUUCAAGAAUGAGAUCGAAAGUAGAAAGAAUGUAGAACGCGACUUGAACUGGAGUCAGUGGUAUUCUGAAGUGUGGUGUUAGGAGUUGUUUGACACCUGGAAAUGUAAUUUGAGACUGAUAUAUAUGUUGUCAGAUCAAGCGCUCGAAAGUAUAUGGUAUACUGUUAACUAUUUUGCUUCUAGCUUUAAAUGUGUUUUUUAUGUGGAAGUCGCAAUAGAUCAAUGUUGUCCCGUGCAGAAAGGUUUCUGUAUUGUACGGUGAUUGUGUCUCCGUGUAUUUGGCGUUCCGUGGCAUUCAAUCCAAGCAGUGCUGCGCUGCUCAAUAUGGCUGAGACAAAAGUCAAGUGAUGAGCCGUGAGUGUGAAACCUAAUCAUAAAUCAUUAUGUAAUCCAUUUAACUCAGGGUAAUUUUUCCCAUAAACGUGAAACAUGCUUUACUGAACUGAGAAUGUGUAAAAUAGUUCUGACGGAUAUUGUACGAAGGUAGUGCGUAGUCGGUGGUGGGCAUUUUGACAGGAGUGUUUAUCUCUGUUUUGACAGUAUUCCAAUCAUGUUAUUAUAAACCUAUGCUAGUAUUAAAUGGAUUAAAUCAGAUAGUGAUGGAGGAUAGUGUCAGCGUGAAAUCAAACGAUUCUGUGGCUACAAGCGAUGAAUACGAAUUCGUAAAUGGAUGUUCUGCCACAAAAGGACUAAUAACCAUCGGUGAGCAACCCCUGUUGAAAAUUGCAAAUAAUGGCAAUCUUGAUGAUCUGAGGAAAUCAUUGAGAGAAGUUUUGAGUGAAGACUGUAAUAGUGCUUCAAAAAUGGAAAAUAAUUCUGUUAAACAUGUGCCAGUGACACAAACUGUUAAGAAGGUUGGGCAAAGUAAAUUUUAUGAUACUGAAAGUAGUAAGCCUAUUGUUUCACCCAUAAAAGACUCUGAGAAAAAGGAUGAAAUGAAGACUGAAAAUGAAGAAUAUGAGGAGGAAGUUCCAGAUGUACAACAAGAAUGUACAAUAUUUAGUGGUGUGACAUACUUAGGUGCUGCUGCUAUAAAUGCACCUAAAAGUGAAGUUGAGAUUCAACGCAACAUGGGCAUUCUUAAUGAACAAUCAUCUGACCAGGGUAUUAAAGUAUCAGUGUCUGUUCCCAGUUCCUCAGAUGGUACUGUUGUUUUAUAUGAUGCUAUAUCCAAUUCUGUAAUGGCCCGCUAUGAGAUUCAUCGUAUCUUAUUUUAUGCUCGAGGUACUGCUGGUUCAAGAGAAGCAUCUUGUUUUGCUUUUACAUGGUCUCAUGGAGAUACUCAAGAAUCAGCUAUUUUUCAGUGUCAUGUCUUCCGUUGUGAUAUUCCUGAAGCUGUAGGACAAGUGUCUGCAUGCUUUGCAAAAGCCUUCCAACGUGUGCCGAAAUCAAUGAUCAGCUCUGUAACAUCAGCUGAACUUGGGCCCUCUUUGCCUGAGAAGGAUCAUGUGGAAGUAUUCAUUUUUGAAGUGAACAUGGAAAUAAAGGAAGAAGAUGGAAAAGGUGGUUUCAGCACUGUUCCAAAAGAUCGUAGUGGUUUCAAAUUACGUGUUAAUGUGGAGAAGCAGUUGUGCCUCACCGUCCAACAAGUUUCAGAAGAGAACCAACAUGAACUGGAAGUGGAAAGGUGCUUUGGUGUUCUUGUUAGUCCUGGUCGGCAUGUCAAGCAUUCAGAUAUGCAGCUACUUGAAAUGGUUUCAAUGGGCUCAGGUACUGGUGAUAAACAAUGCUACAUUAUUUCUGGUCACUGGGAUCCUGCAGAUCCAGCUUUUGAAGCACUAAAUGUAGAAACUCCUCGUGAUGGUCGCAUGUAUAUUACUGUUGCUGUUGAUUUGGUGAUUCGAGGAAUUCAGGAACCAGUGCGUUUUCUUGUGGAAACGCCUGUAAAAGUAUAUCCUCAAAAUGAAAGGUUUUGGUACUUCAGUCGUCGACCAUUGAUUCAGCAGUUCUUUCUCAAUCUCAAAGAGGUUCCUUCAAAUGAUGUCACAGAAGUUCACUAUGAGGUGCUGAAUAUUGAAACGUCGGGUGAAUUAGAUCGAAAUCGUAUUAAUUUGUCACUUAAUUUAGCAAGUUUAAUUCGUUCCCCUAGUAUCUCUUCUAUUGAUAUUGAUACAUUAACUCCAAAGGAAGAAGUGUCAGAUGGUGAUGAACCAUUAUUGAGUGGAACUGGAGAAGUUUCCAAAGACUGCUCUGAAGUGGAACUUGAGUCUUGGGCAGACGUGCUAGUACGAUGGACCAGUACAAAGCAAAGACCCAAGCAGUUAGGGGCCUUAGUCCGUGGGGGCAUACCAGAAGCUCUCAGGGGAGAAGUUUGGCAACGGCUGGCAGGAUGUGAAAAUGAUUCAGCCAUGAUGGGUUCAUAUCGAAUUCUUAUUACAAAGGAUAGUAGUUGUGAAAAUGUCAUACAACGAGACAUUAAUCGCACAUUCCCAGCUCAUCAUUUUUUUAAAGAAGCUGGUGGACUAGGCCAAGAUUCGUUGUAUCGUAUAUCCAAGGCAUAUGCUGUUUAUGACCAAGAAGUUGGCUAUUGUCAAGGGCUGAGUUUCCUAGCUGCUACACUGUUACUACAUAUGCCUGAAGAACAAGCAUUUUGUGUUUUUGUGAAAUUGAUGUAUGAUUACGGAUUGCGUGACAUGUAUAAAGAUGGUUUUGAAAACCUUCACAUGAGAUUAUAUCAGCUCAAUCGGCUAAUGGAAGAGCAUUUGCCUCAAUUGUGGCAGCAUUUCUCAGAAAAAGGAGUGGAAUUUCAUAUGUUUGCGUCACAAUGGUUCCUCACUCUUUUCACUGCAAGAUUCCCAUUGUAUUUUGUGUUCCAUAUUCUGGAUGUUUUCCUUCUACAAGGUGUGGACACUCUUUUCCAAGUGGCUUUGGCUCUUUUGAUGAUGUGCAAGAAGGAUUUGCUGCAGUUGGAUUUUGAAGCAAUUCUCAAAUACUUCCGUGUCUCCCUUCCUAAAAAAUGCCGUACCGAGGAAGUGGCUCGGCAACUUAUGAGGUUAGCUACUAGUAUAAAAGUCAAGAAGUUGAAAAAGUAUGAGCAAGACUUUAAUACCCUAAAAGAGGCUCAGGACAGUGCUGAACAAUAUAAUAAUGAAUUGGAAAAUCUGAAAAGUACGUUAAUGCGGACGGAAGAGGAAAAAAAACGUCUUGAAGAAGAAGCUACCCGAGUGUUUUUGUAUUUGCCCAAUGAAAAGUGUUGGGUGCGAGAUCACAUUCCCAGAAAUAAAUUAUUGGGUGAACUAGCACCUCUUUUUUUAGCUGAAGUGCCAACAAAUGGGUUUUGCAAAAUGUGUUACCUUCAAGCUCUACCUCUAUCCAGUUUUGAUAAAUUGACUGUAGUGUGUCUGAAAGUGAAGAACUGGUCACAUGGAUCUGGGAGCCCCAGGAGAACUGAAAAUUUAUGUUCCUCGUAAUAGCGUGGAACCUUGAUGUAUCGAGAAAAUUUGUUUGAUUCUUGGAAGUGGUUGCUGAAAUUGCUCAGCAACUUACGGACUUUGGUGUGGCUAAAUCAAGUGAGAAUCGGCUUACAUUCAGACAAACCAGCUUCAUUUGAAAGACAUCAUUCCCAAAAAUUAAACAUAUUGUUGCUGGAAGAAUGGAAUACACGUGGUUCCAGAAAUUUUAUCCUGCUGUAGUAUGUGGCCAGGAAUUCAGACAUCUUCCAGGUGCCAAUUCAAGCUGCAUAUCACUCAAAUUCGUGUUCCUCCACAUGUGUUAGAAAUUUAAAGGUUCUUGAUUGGAGGGAAUUGGGCAUUGAAGACUGGGAGAAAUAAAUAAAAUUGGUAAACUGCAAGUUUGGAAUCACUGAAUGUUCGUAAUACUGGUUUUAAUUGAGAUUAAUUUUUCCUGAUUUGAGGAAUCAGGAAACAAAACUGAACCUAUUUACCUUCUUUAAAGCAGCUUUAUUUAACAAACAAAUAAGAUUCAAAAGUGGGAAUCUGUGAGUGAAACUAGACAAACUGAAGCAAUUAGAAGAAUUAGGUUUCAAUGAAGAAAUCCAGUUCUUGUAUCGAGAAAAUCAUGAAACUUCUAGACCAGCUUGUGAUUGCAAGGAUUGGCCGUUUGCAGAAAGUUGAAUGGCAUCGUUAUUUAACCCCAGAGGAAAGGGAAAGGCGCUGAGUAUGAUUACUUAAAGAAACAUGGUCAAGAGUGGAUUGUAUAUGAAUAAAAAAAGAAAAUGUGAAAAUCCUUAUGGAAAAUUGUCUUAGUCUCAUCCACGAUAUCCUGCCACUGCAUACAAAGUACGGGGCCACCAGAAGAAGGUGGAAAGUGGAAAUGUUUUUUCAUCUCUAUUGAAGGUCCCAGUUUUAAUUCAGUGUAGAAAUAUUUAGUCCUAAAAAUGGAAGGUAAGGUCUAUAAAAGAAAAUUACCUUUAAAUAUGUCUGUCCAGAAAUGAUAGGGCUUGUCCAGAGGCUAUAUAAUACUGGCAGUGAAGUUCCCAUAUUUAAACAUACAUUAGCUCUAAGGUACAGCUGGCAUAGAAAAUAAAAUGUAGGAUAAAAGAGGUUGCAUGGUCUA
Molecule: messenger RNA, 4621 nt
Organism: Gryllus bimaculatus (two-spotted cricket)
Lineage: Eukaryota; Metazoa; Arthropoda; Insecta; Orthoptera; Gryllidae
Source: the annotation of a GenBank genome assembly